GGCCUGUCUAACAGAAAAAAGCCAUUAGUAAAACAAAUAUAAGAAAUUGUGACUGUAUGUUUUGUAUCGUGCUUUUAGGAAGAGACUAGGAGAGCCGCGUCGCGUGGUUUGUGUUUGCUGAGAUGUCGGAUCCGUACGAGCGUGUGAAAGGAGGAAGAUUGGCAUUCAAAGGAGGGAUUCUCGCCUCUCGCUCCAAAUCCAUCGAGAAGAAGGGCAAGAACAAGAAGAAGAAGCGGACGACGGCGGCGGCCGCCGAGGACGAGGACUCCGGCCCUAACCCUAACCCAAAUCCUGACGAAGCUGUCGACACCGACAAACAGGCGGAGGGUUCUGAAUACACCAUCGACGCGGCGAAGCGUAUGAAGUACGACCAACUCUUCCCCGUGGAAGCCAAGAAGUUCGGGUACCAACCCAAAAUUAACUUCAACUCAGUUGAGGAUGCCCUCGAUGAUCGUGUCAAGAAGAAGGCUGAUCGUUACUGUAAAUGAAACUAUCAAUCAAUUUUAAUAUUAGUUAAAAGUGACAUAUAUGUGAAGCCUCGGUUCUGACCCAAGAUUCAUAGGACUAUUCCACAUAAGCCUUAUAUUUAAGACAUGAAUUAUAAUUUAUCUAACUAGGAGGCUGAGUUCCAUGACAUGCGAGGUUCAUCAUCCAUAAAGGGGACGGAGAUAACUACGGUAGGUCUUAUGAAUAGACCCUUGAGGUCACCAUAUCGGGAUUUGAUAUUCAAUGCUUUAAGUUAAGAUAUUCAAUUCUCUAAAUGAUUUUUGUUAGAUUAGAUUGUAUAUUAAGAUUUCUAAGUUUAUUCUGAGUAA
Messenger RNA from Vigna umbellata (rice bean), 815 nucleotides. The record is from RefSeq and is a predicted model, not a curated record. Lineage: Eukaryota; Viridiplantae; Streptophyta; Magnoliopsida; Fabales; Fabaceae.